Messenger RNA from Microthlaspi erraticum, 678 nucleotides. The record is from the annotation of a GenBank genome assembly. Lineage: Eukaryota; Viridiplantae; Streptophyta; Magnoliopsida; Brassicales; Brassicaceae.
AUGAAAUCUCGUCUCGGUAAUCUCAGGCUUUACAAGUUUGAUGUGGCUUCCGAGUCUGACGUCGGAGUUAUAAUAAUAACUUACCCAAGUGGUCUAUCAGUAAUUGAAAAGAUUCAGUUGACGCGAUACACAGGACGAAGACGAAGACGAGGUUCAAAAGCUGGAUUGUCCAAAUCAUUCCUAGAUAAGGUCCACUGGUCCUUCAUGGAGCAACAAUAUUCCAACAUAGAUAAUCAGAUAUCCGACUACAUUGUCUCCAAUUUCUGUUUCAAGGAUCUUGACAUCGUACCUCCGGCUUGUCCCGUCCUCGUCUUUCACUUUCACACUAGAUUUUCUGAACAAGAUCAUGUCCCUGAGGAUAAUAUCACAUCCAUUGCGCGUGCUGUCUUGUCCACAUUGAGAGUCAGAGACUCUGUUCUGAGCGUUGAAGAUGCGUUAACCAAGUGUGUACCAAUUGCUCCACCAACGACGGAGAUCGUAGACUGUUACCAAGGCUCGGAGUUGUGUUGUCUCUGUGGAAAAGGGUAUCCGAAAGAAGAUGAGAUUGUUCAUAAAACAAGAUGCAAUCACAUCUUUCACGCUACUUGUAUCUCUCGUUACUUGUUGCGCACUCCUCAAUGCCCUAUCUGCUCUGUACACUUACCACCUGUCGACAUCCGAACUCUACUCUUCUCCUAA